CAAAUUUCUCAACAAAAUACUUCCUUUUCGAGUAUUUCGGUUUUUGACAGAACCCGCUCGUCGGACGGUGAAGCCAGCGCCAAACUCCCUCCGUUCUGGAAGAAUCAAGUUGUAGUUCGAGUAACAGCUAUAGCAUUAGUUCUUCUGCAUUUGAGAUUAAGAAAUUGAACAUUCUAUGGGUCCUCGGCAAUGUCAGGUCUGCAAUGAAGCACCAUCCAAAUACAAAUGCCCCCUAUGCCUUGUACCUUACUGCUCUCUGGUUUGUUUCAAGAAACACAAAGAAGUGCCAUGUGCCAUCGAGCCUGUGUCUGCAGGGGACCAACCAACUGCUCCUAAUGGAUCACUUGUAGAUAGGCCCAUAUAUGUUAGAGACCAGAAUGAAAUACUUGAAAAGUUGCAGCUAGAGGCUAUUGCUUCUUCCUCAGAAAUACACAGUGAUUUGAAUCAUGAGAGACUCCAGAAGCUCAUCCUUGCUAUCGAUAGUUCACCAGAUCCAGAAACUGAACUUGAUAAAGCUAUGGAAGAUGAAGCAUUUCACAUUUUCAGCACCAAGAUAUCAUCCAUUAUCGGCUCGUAGUCCCGGUGGUCACAGAUGGAGGAAGGAAAAAGUUUGUUCGAGACAUGUAUAUGUAUAAUCAAUGGGGCACAAGUGAUCAGCUCUGCAGAUGCUGAUUUUCAACAAUUAACUACGGGUCUCGGAUUGUAGAUUAGCUUUGGGACGCCAUCCAAGCACUCAGCUGCAAUGUUUGAUGGCGAUAAAUGUGCCAAGUUUUGGGAUGAUAUAUGAUUUACUCGUCUUUUCUUUACAAGUAGCCUUCUCUUUCUUUAAUGAACAAAACAGUAUUCAAAUACUACAUAGGAAUCUGUUCCUUUGAGAAUCAAUGAAUAGCUCAUGUUUAAUGAUGUCGAGACUCAAUGGUGUGUAAUAGGUAAUGUUUUGACUAGAAGGCUUGGGAUUGAAUUAACAAGCAGAAAGUUGAAAGUCAGUUUCUAUCAUGAUGAAACAAAUAGAAUUUCCAAAACGAGAGUUCUUUCA
Messenger RNA from Benincasa hispida (wax gourd), 1036 nucleotides. RefSeq names its product HIT-type Zinc finger family protein. Lineage: Eukaryota; Viridiplantae; Streptophyta; Magnoliopsida; Cucurbitales; Cucurbitaceae. Gene Ontology annotation, cellular component: nucleus; pre-snoRNP complex. Gene Ontology annotation, biological process: box C/D snoRNP assembly; snoRNA localization; maturation of LSU-rRNA from tricistronic rRNA transcript (SSU-rRNA, 5.8S rRNA, LSU-rRNA). The record is from RefSeq and is a predicted model, not a curated record.